Molecule: messenger RNA, 186 nt
Organism: Saitoella complicata NRRL Y-17804
Lineage: Eukaryota; Fungi; Ascomycota; Saitoellomycetes; Saitoellales; Saitoellaceae
Exons: 1
Source: RefSeq, a predicted model, not a curated record
AUGCUUGCACGCGCCCAAGUCCUCCAAAGUUACACCCCCGCGUGUCUACGUUACAAGGGCGGGUGGGUUAGGGUUAGGGUUAGGGUUAGGGUUAGGGUUAGGGUUAGGGUUAGGGUUAGGGUUAGGGUUAGGGUUAGGGUUAGGGUUAGGGUUAGGGUUAGGGUUAGGGUUAGGGUUAGGGUUAGG